GAUCAAAAAUGUUCGGAAUUCCCGGCGAAUUUCACUUUAAUCUAGAGAAAUAUAGCCUGUAAACUUGAUAUGUUGUACAGACACACAUCAAAUCAAACAUGAGGCAUUUGAAAAAGAUUGAUUCAACGGUGGCGCAAUCAAAUCAAGCACUUUUUUUUUAAUAAUUGUUAGCGCUGUACCUCACUCGAAGAGCUUUGCUUAAUAACAAGAGCAGCAAACAAACUAGCGACCACUUGUGUCAUACAGUUAAUUGUUUGUGAUAACAACCCUGGAGUCUUAAACCACCAUGAAAGUGGCUUAUGUUUGCAAUAACAGUCACUGAUGAAAGUUUACAUGAGACAAUUUCUAUAGCCAAACUUAAUUGCGUCCGGUUGUGGGAGGGAAAAACUCGCAAUAAAAGCGAGAUACCCAUCAAAAACUACCGCCAACUUCUCAUUUAGCGCCUGAUCAGUCGACAUCGAUCUGAAAAAAAUUUUUUUGCCCUCGAGGAAAUCGCUGCUUUCACUUCUUAACGUAAAAACUCUAAUUUUGCAACCAAAAUAUUGUGUACUUAGAUCCGUGAAAAUGUUACUUUUAUCGGUUUAACUUUGCCGAGAAGCUUGUUUCCGGUAAGAGAUGUACUUUUUCAUCCACGUUGUUUAUUGAUUUCUCUUCUUCGGAAUUCACCUGUUUUCGGUGUCAGAGAAGGGAAAGAAAAGUAAGUUUAUCCGGUGAAUGGAAAAACAGUUGUUUCCUUCACAUAAGUGGAGGAUUUGUCAAACAAAGGAAGCAAUAGGGGAGAUACACCUUUUUGUCCUUUGAGGAUUCUAAACUACACCAUCAGUAGUUCAUUUAAAGUUAGAAGGCUACCAAACGGCAUUUGGCAAGGAUUUUAUCGUGGUAUAAUUGCAAUUACAGGGCUGAUUCGAUUUCGCACUGAUUCAGACUAAUAUAGAUGGGCUCUGGCCCGGAGUUGUUAGAAAUCGAGAGCAUGAAUUUGAACAACACUGUUAGCACAACAAGUUUCAAUACCGGCGGUUCAACUGGUUCGCUGCGCAGUUUCUACCUCUUCACAGCAAGUGUGCUAAUACUCAUCAUUAUCGUCACCAUCAUUGGAAAUAUAUUGGUGUGCGUGGCUAUCCUUGUCAACAGCCAACUUCGAUCAUCUCCCACGAUGUUAUUCAUUUUUUCCUUGGCCGUCAGUGAUUUAUUGACUGCUUCUCUAUCGAUGCCUUUUGAUGUGGAUCAACAGCUAACAGACUCCAGAUGGACCCAUAGCGAGGGCCUUUGUCGGGCAUGGACAACUGCGUACCUUAUCACCGUGCCCUCGUCCAUUUGGAACCUCCUUGUGGUGAGCGUGGACCGGUAUAAGAGCCUAAAGGAUCCCUUGAGUCGUUACCGACAGAGCCCCUUUAUGACACGAAAGCGAGCGGCCCUUGUUAUAGUGCUCCUUUGGGUUUACUCAGUGGUCUUCGCCCUGAUUCCCGUCAUGGGCUGGAAAUUCAGGCCAAUGAGCGUCGAACACAACGCUUGUCAUUUCAACAUAACAAUGGAUUACUCCGUUCUCAGCUCUUUCCUUAACUUUAUUUUUCCACUACUGGUAAUGUGCUUUCUUUAUUUUAAAAUCUUCAUGAUAGCGCGAAACAUCAACAGUAGGAAGUUCUCUCAGAGAAACGGCAGAAAAACCCCGGAGUUGUUGCCUUCGGAGCCCACGUCUUCCGAAGACGUUACGAAAAUCACACGACGUGCCAAGAGAUCGCAGAAGAGGUUCAAACGAAACAUGAAAGCCGCCAAAAACAUUUUAAUCAUUGUUUCCGCUUUCUUUUUCUGUUGGAUGCCUCACACGGUUCUAAGUUUGGUCGCCAUUUUUCACGGGGAAGCGUUAUCAAGUAAGAUUCCCACAGAACUGUUUUCAACGUUCUUGCUUCUGGGUUACCUCAAUUCUGCUCUCAACCCGCCAUUGUACACCUUCCACAACAAGCGAUUUAAAGAAACAUACGUGAAAUUUUUUGGACUGGAGCGCAAGAAGACUCCACCGAACCGUUACUCGAACGUAACGGCUUUGAGUAACAUUGACGGUGGAUCAAAUCACUCCCGCGGGUCAACAACGAGACAGACAAACGGUUAUCUGCAUGUUGAAGAACCAGUCGAUAUCGAAGAAAAUAAUGUGUAGAUUCCAAAAACUAACUUCAGUUUAUUCUGUUAUUGGCAGCUCUCAUUCAACGUAACUUCAUAAUUUGUGGAGUAUCUCAUAUUGCAAAAUCUCGGAGAGCAUGUCUUUCAGUGAAUCUCGGAACGGCCGAGGGCAAAGCGCAAAAGAUUAUAUCAGAAACCUCUUGGUAGUCAGCCUAAACUGAUUACCACGAAGAUCAGUUAAAUCGAGUGUUUUUCCGGCAUGGACAAUUUACUCUUUCCGAAAUGAGUCGCUUUUUUUACAUGAGUGACUAGACAUUAAAACAGAGGAAUCGGUACGCCAUUAAUUGCUGACAAUUUCAUAUUAGACCCUGACGCAGAGAUGAGACUAAGGACAUGCUCCCGACAUGGAGUGUAACUUACAAACCGUCUCGAAGUACAUUUGCGGCCGGUUGUUCAGAAACAAGAAUGUCGCAUGAAAAAUUCAAUUAGGAUACUUUCCAUGAAACAGUGUAUUUCCAAAAAGAACCGCGGUUCCGCAUAAAAAAACAAUUGUUCUUUUUCAAAUCCUCUCAAGCCUGCAGGCAUGCACGGAACCAAUUCUCUCCACUUUUAUUGGCACAUACUCAAAUUGGAAAUCGAUAAGACUAACAAGCUUGUUUCAGUCUGUCUGAAAGGCAGAAAAAAAAAAGAGCUCUGUCGACAUAUAGAUAUUUCCUUCCUCGCACUUGCCUCAGGGUUAUUUUCUUUGUAUGAAGUUACACAGGCUUCUUUCAGAAAUCGUUCUUGAAUCGAUAAGAUAUUGCCUUGAAAACUAGCCGUCUGUAAUAAAGAUCGCUAUUGAUAGAGAAUUUCCUGAUAACAGUACUCUGAAGCUAAAUAGACAGUGCUAUUGAAUUCCUUUUUCGAUGUCUCUUAAUCUUUUUAAGACGUCACCUUUUUGGAAGAAAAUGGUUGUCGAAACUGAGUUGUUUCUGACAUUCCCUUUGAUAAAGGGACGUUUGUUUUUACUUCAAUUUAAAAUCGGUUUCUUGUACAGCAGUCGAUCUCCGGAUUGGGCGGUUCUACUCAUCUUGUUCAUGUUGUUGUAAAAGUCGUUCAACGAAUGUGUUAUGAUAACACAGAGCUAGCUUUUUCAUAAUCACACCGAUUUCAUGGGCAACCUUUAUAGCCAGGUAAUACAUAAAAGGCAAAAAAAAAACAUUCGCUGUAAUAUAUGUAUAGGAAUAAAAUAAUCUUGCUCUCAAAUCCUUUACCGUAAACAGGUGAACAUAGAAGUCUAGAUAACACACUCGACUUCUGUGCAUGAAAGCAAACAUACAAGGAUAUAGGACCCCACCCAGUUAGAUUACCUCUUAGCAUUUAUUGUGUUAAAACGUAAUACGGAUGUAUUUAACAUUUCUACUUUGGAUUAUAUACACCAAGCUUAUGUUAUGCCUUAAGCUGAUAAUACUUUCACUUUGAGAAGUUGUAAUAAUAGCGAAGUCGAGCUUGUAUUUUAUUAAGAGGCUCUAUAUUUUGCGGAUUUCCUCCGCAAUUCAGCGGAAGUACUUAAGAUUCUGCGUUUAAUAUCGCACACGAAGUACUUAAGCUCUUGCGGACAUGCAAAUGCAGUCGCGAUAGAAAUUUGCUUCCUUUUAACUUGUAAAUCCUGUAUUUAACAAAGACGUAUUGGGAAAUAGUGCCUCAAAGUUAUAUUUAUAGCUACCAGUUUUUCUUAUUUUAAAAUUGUUUACCAGCUAAUUACAACUUUGUAAAUAUCUAAUAAUUUCAAUUUCUAUGGCUAGCUUGAAUUAUAUUAGGCUUUAAUGUAAUUUUUAAACAAUGGGUUUAUCUAAAAUGUCUCUUACUCAGCCAAUUUUUGGUACAUUUUUUGUAGCCAGUUUCACUGUAUUGCUCAAGCAGCAACCAGAUGCAAUAGCCUUUUCAAGGUUAAUUUUUUCUAAUUAAUCGAAUAUGUACGUGAGGCAAUUUGUAGUUUCUGCCCGCAAUUGUUUCGCCUCCACGAUGGAUUAUACUUGUAAUGCAAACGAGAAUAAGGGCUAUUUCAGCACCAUUAGGGCUUGCCAUCGCUAGAAUUUCUAAGAACCGUGAUAAAAUAAACGAAGUUUUGUGCCGUCUUGAUCCCCGGUCAAACGAUCGCAACAUUUGAACGCAACAGAUUGCGCGCGCAAAAUGUUGCGCGCGUUUGGCCGCCCUAUUGCGAUGUGUUGCGAUAUGUUGGGUGAUGAUGGUUCAAAUUUCAUUAUUUGUCAAAUUUGAGCCAACAAAACCCAACACGUUCCGCCCAACAAUGUUGCCAUGUGUUCGGCUGAAAUUUUGCGAUCGUUUGACUGGGGCUUCAAGUUUGAAAAAUGGUCAAAUUUGCGCCAACAACGCCCAGCAUAUUACGCCCAACAAUGUUGCCAUGUGUUCGGCUGAAAUUUUGCGAUCGUUUGGCCGGGGCUUCAAGUUUGAAAAACGGUCAAACUUGCUCCAACAACACCCAACAUGUCACAACACGUCGCAACAAGUUAGCCAAACGCGUGCUAUAUGUUGCGCCCAACAAUGUAUACACUAUAUGUUGCGUUGAAAUAUUGCGAUCGUUUGGCCGGAGCUUAUAAACAUAUGGUUUCGUCAUUAGUUUGAAAUGUCCUAUGAAAGUGGACAGCUAGUGGAUGCCUUAAUUCAAAUACGCUAACGUCAUUUACAUCCAUGCGCAUUCGAAAAUGACAGUUGUAUUGGGUAUCGGUGUUUUCGAGCAAUUUGGUGUGGAUGGCGAAAACGCCACAGAAACGGCGGUGUGGAUACGAAGCGUUUGGUGGUUUUUGGACUGAAAAAGCAUCAUUUUUAAAACGUAUUAGUGUGGACUGGGCCUCCAGUUCUCCAUUUUUACUGGAGUAAAAUCUCGUCUAGAGUGAAUUUAUAUAUUGAAGCUUACAUCGUUUCACAUCUUCCCGGCGCAUAAAAAAUUUCUUUACCUCUAACAGCUGACAUCCUUAUCUGAGUAAGACAACUGCUGCAAUUCUAAAUUUAGUCCGAAGAUAAAAAUCAAAAAGUGAUUCAGACUUGUGCUAUGUUCCCAGUGAUUCGUCCUCGUACAUCUGGCCGCAAAGUUUCCCGUCAAGGCUUAUAAUCGACGAGCUGAAAAAUACUCGUGAUAUGUUGUUAUAUAUCACAUGCAUUUUAUAAUAAAGUUUCCUUA
Molecule: messenger RNA, 5296 nt
Organism: Orbicella faveolata
Lineage: Eukaryota; Metazoa; Cnidaria; Anthozoa; Scleractinia; Merulinidae
Product: adenosine receptor A3-like
Biological process (GO): positive regulation of MAPK cascade; adenylate cyclase-activating adrenergic receptor signaling pathway
Cellular component (GO): plasma membrane
Molecular function (GO): G protein-coupled receptor activity
Source: RefSeq, a predicted model, not a curated record